Messenger RNA from Cercospora beticola, 2523 nucleotides. RefSeq lists its product as uncharacterized. The record is from RefSeq and is a predicted model, not a curated record. Lineage: Eukaryota; Fungi; Ascomycota; Dothideomycetes; Mycosphaerellales; Mycosphaerellaceae. Gene Ontology annotation, molecular function: nucleic acid binding. Gene Ontology annotation, cellular component: spliceosomal complex. Gene Ontology annotation, biological process: mRNA splicing, via spliceosome.
UUCACACCCCCAUCACCAUGAGCGGCAAUAAGAUUUCACUGUCGCUGGGCGCAGCACGUAAGGCUCCGCCGCCGGCGAAUGGCGUCAAACGGCCUCGCGCCGCGCUGUACGAGGAAGAAGAUGAUGGCUCGGCGCUGGGCAGGACAGAGAAGGUGUCGCAUUUCGACUCCAAAGCAGGCGGCGCAGUCGACGUCAACAGCAAGAAGGAGGAAGAAGGGCCUUUGACUAUUGCACCUCAAGUCAAUCGCGAUUGGCGAGACAAGGCGAAUCAGCGCAAGAGACAGAAAAGUGGUCUGCCAGAGGGGCAGAGCGGUAACAGCGAAGCCUUGAAUGAGAGGAUGCGGGAGGUGGAGGCCCGAGUGGAAGCCAGCAAGCCGCAGUUCGGAUUGAAUACCUACAAGAAAGGCGACGGUGCAGGGGACGAGGAGAUGUCGGGCACUGGAGAAGAUGCUGAGCCAGGACAGGAGACUGGGAAGAACGUCGAGACUGCCAAACCGAAGACGGAUGACGAGCUGGCCAUGGACGCACUCUUGGGCAAGACAUCAACAGACAAGACUUUGGUGAUCGAAGGCCGCAAUGCGACUAUGACGGAGGAAGAUGCUUUCGAUCAUGACAUUGCAUCUGCACCUGAUAUGGCCACUCUGGACGACUACGCAAGGGUACCAGUAGAACAAUUUGGAGCGGCUCUACUUCGUGGUAUGGGUUGGAAAGAUGGUGAAGGCAUUGGUAGCCAGAAAGGAAAGAAGAUUGUCAAAGACUCUGGCAAGCCGCCUGAGCGCCGAGCAGCUCUGCUGGGCAUAGGCGCGAAAGAGAAUGCUGCCAUCACACAGGAGAUCGGAGCAUGGGGCAAAGCUGCCCGAGGCAAGGAAGCGAAGAUCUACAACCCAGUACUGAUCAGAGACAAAAAGACCGGGAAGACAUACACCGAGGAGGAGCUGGAGAAGAAGAAGCAGGAUGACGAACGUCGGAAGUAUGAAAUGGAGUUCGACCAGAAAGAACGUGACAAAAGGCGUAGAGACGAUUCUCGAGAUCGACGCAGGGACAAGGGUCGAGACGACUCUAGAGAACGCAAGCACGGCAAGGAAGAUCGUCAUGAUCGUGACCGACGGCGUCGCCAUUACGACUCAGAGAGUGAAGAUGAGUAUCGCCGACGCAAAGAAAAGGAGCGACGCAGGAAGCGGGAGCGUGAGGACGACUACGACCGCGAGAGUUCCCGAAGACACAGAGACCACGAAGACAGUGGCCGAGAAAGACAUCGGGACAGAGAUCGACGAGAUCGUGAUCGCGAACGGGAAAGAGAGCAUAGAAAAUAGCUACGGCAUGGACGAUGCUGACACAUGCUUAGAUCUGAAGCCUUCAUCUCAUCGAUCAAUUCAACGACACCGUCUCAACGUGUUCUGGAAUCUUGCAUCUUUCGCUGUCAAUCUCAGCGAAUUGGAUAUGGCAACGACCAUGACACGAUUUGCAGAUUUCAAGCGAGCACUCAAGCAGCCACGCGGCAUCCACGUGAAGCCACUUUCAAAUACCACCUUCCACUCACUAUUCGGCUCCUCUGUCGGCCAUACAACAUGGCGAUGGCACGCGAUCGUGGCGAAAGCCGGCAAGCCUGUUAUGAACCGCGGUCAAUACUCUGGCCGCAUCUGCCCGAGACACUCUCAUCGGGCCUCUCCACAGCCAAGUACGACCGUGUUCUGCAUUCGUGCAUUGCAAGCCUUUGGCAGUGCCUAGUGUGCCGAAGCCGCGUUGCUCUCAACUCUCACUCAAAUAUUCCCACAGCUUUUUGCAAGCUGCACGCCGCGCUAAGACUCUUCACGUGCGAAAGGUACCUGGGAAUUUUGACGCUUGACGCCAUCGCGUCUAACGUAGGUUUGAUGGACUCCGACAGGCUUGCCGCGCUGCAUGUUGUUUCACCAUCUCCGGACAGUUGUGUAUAGGACAUGCAGAUGGCAGAGAGCUUAUGCAGGUACUUCGCGCGGUGGUGGAGCAGUGUAAUUUGCAUCUACAGAGUACUGUAUCGCACUACUGCCGAGAGUUGAGAUGUAGGUGCUACUGUGCGGCUACUGUAGGUACAGAGACACCAUGAGCGAUGAGGCUUAUGCAGGAACUUGCGCUGGACUGCUAUUUCAAGCGAUGAGGCGGGCUUACGACGGCCGAUGGACCAUCCUCCUGCAGAACGCAUGUGAUGGAGAGCACAUGAGUGAGAUGCACGAACACGGAGAGCGAGAGCAUCGGAGAACAGCGAACGAUGACUGUGACGGUCAUCACAGUGGUGGCCUUCGUCAGCUCAUGCUGAAGUCCUACGCCGCAGGUCAGAUUCCGCCGGUUUCAUGGCAUAACCGCGUGAACAACAUAGCGCGAACUCGGCAUCGGCCGUAUGCAUGGCCUUAUCAGAUUGCACCUGAGCAUACAGUAUCACGAGACAGAUAAUAGAAUCCGCGUUACUGCUGCAAGAGUGGUGAGCAACGAGCACCUCAUCCACGCCAUACCAUAUCAUAUCACAUCAAAAAUUUCCCACGAAAGAGC